This is a messenger RNA of Haliaeetus leucocephalus (bald eagle), 8703 nucleotides long. It is a transcript of the gene ATR, whose product is annotated as ATR serine/threonine kinase. Gene Ontology annotation, molecular function: protein serine/threonine kinase activity; protein binding. Bases 333 to 8321 code for a protein of 2662 amino acids. NCBI's taxonomy places the organism in Eukaryota, Metazoa, Chordata, Aves, Accipitriformes, Accipitridae. The transcript is spliced from 48 exons. Gene Ontology annotation, biological process: DNA damage checkpoint signaling; telomere maintenance; protein phosphorylation. The record is from RefSeq and is a predicted model, not a curated record. Gene Ontology annotation, cellular component: nucleus.
CUGUCGCUCCCGGCGGCCUCCCAGUAGCCGUGCCGAGAAACGGCCGCGGCUCGGCGGGGUGCGCUCGGCCCCCGCUCGGUUGUUAGCCGUCUGUGCCCUGCGCCGCAGAGGAGAGCCCCGCUGGGGCAGUAAGGUCCCCGUGGGAGGCCGUUAGAAGCCGAGCGCUGAGCCGCCGCGACCCUUCUCUCGUCUGGUGGCGAAGCGGUUAAAUUUCAGCAGCGCCGCGGCGGGGCGCAGCCGCCCGUCCGACAACGCAGGCGUUUUGGGUCCUGCCGCACGCCGUCACGCAGUUCCCGCCUCAGCGGCGCGCGGCCUGUUUCAAAGCGGGAGCCAUGGCCGAGCAGGGCCUGGAGAUGGCCUCCAUGAUCCCGGCGCUGCGGGAGCUGGCCAGUGCCAGUCCAGAAGACUACAAUACCGUUGUGCAGAAACCAAGACAAAUACUCUGCCAGUUCAUUGACAGAAUUCUUACAGAUGUAGAUGUUGUUGCUUUGGAACUGAUUAAGAAAUCAGAUUCACAGCCAAGUUCUGUAAUGUUGCUUGAUUUUAUUCAACAUAUCAUGAAAUCUUCCCCGCUUAUGUUUGUAAAUGUGGAUGGAAAUCAGGAGGAAACCGAAUGCAGUUGCAUUGAAUUUAGUAACUGGAUCAUAACAAGGCUUCUCCGAAUUGCUGCAACUCCAAACUGCAACAUGCUGCACAAGAACAUUUGUGACGUCAUUUGCUCUUUACUUUUUCUGUUUAAAAUGAAGAGCUGCUCCAUUUUUGAAGUACUAACAAGAGACUUGCUACAGCUUUUCCAAGACUUAAUCUUCCUGCAUGAAAGAGAUGCGCAAAAGCAUCUCUGGGGAGAUGGACUGGUCUGGCCAGUGACUGUAAAGAGGUUUUCAAGCAAUACAAGUGACAAUGUGGGGUAUUUAAGAUUGGCACCAUUACAGCUGAUGGGUAUACCCAAUGUAGAAUGUUUGGAAGUUAUAUUAAUGUCUAUUCUGACAGAUAUUGUUGCAGAUGUGUUUUUUGUACGACAAGAUAUUAUUCUCUGGGGUAUAGGCUGCUCCCUGUUGGAGUAUGGCAGUCCAAAAGUUAAAGCUUUGGCAGUGAAGUUUUUAGUAAAAUUAAUUCAUUUAGGAGGACCUCCAGAACAGCUGGCCAGUGUUUUCUUCACAGUCUUUUUUGGAAUUCUACAGUCAGCACUUGAAAUGGAUACUGAAGAAUCAGAACUCUUUGGAGAACCACUUUUACUGUUGGUGAGGACAUUGUUGCCUUUUGAAGCAGAUUCUUACAGAAAUAUUGAACCUGUCUACUUGAAUAUGCUAUUAGAGAAGCUCUGUGCAUUGUUUGAAGGUGAUGUGUUUAGGAGUCUUCAGUCUGAAAAGCUGAAAGCUGCUUUUUGCCAUAUACUGCAAUAUUUUCUGGAGUUUGUUCCAACUGGCUAUGAAUCUGCCUUGCAAGUAAGAAAAGUCCAUAUCAGUACCAUAUGCAGAGUUUUUGUGAAUGUGCUUGGAACUCAGGAAGAACAGGAGUAUCUGGUGAGCCCACUUUAUACAGCAUUAAAAAUACAAAUGGAAGAAAUCUUUCAGGAGCUUCAUCAGAACCAGCUAGAUACUUCCGAUACUGAUGGGUGGAGCAGCAGCGGUGAUGAAGUUCCAGAGAAAAGACGACGACUAAGCCUGCCAACAAAGCAUCCAAAGAAAUCACCUGCACCAGUAAUUCUCAGUCCUGUAAACAUGAAAUUGAAGAGUCCUCUAUGGAAUGCCAUCACAAAGAAAGCUGCAUCCUUAAUGUUUAUCCUUGAGAGAGAAAUUCUGACAGCGGAUAUUCUUCAGACUGUAGAAGGGUUUGCUGUAAUUCUGCGACUAGCUGCUUUGUGCAUAGUUCAUUGUUCUCCCUCAACAAAUUCUACCAGUAUAUAUCAUAAAGUAGCUCAUCUGUGUAACUCUGACACAUGUAAGAAUACUCCGAGCUCCUCAGAUUCAGUGGUGAAUAUACAGUUCACAUGGAUUUCCUCUGAUUUUAUCACAAGAGUAGUGAAAGUCUGCAGAAACCUGUUAGAGGCUGCUACGCAGAUUGUUAACCUAGAACAAGUGAUUGACAGAAUAGUGAAAAUCUUUGAUGCUUUGCUGUAUGCACAAGUGAAAAUUCCACUGAGUGAUCAGAUUCUUGAUAACUUAUGUGGAUUGCUGUCUCUGCCCUGGAUUUACAGCCAUCCUGAUGAUUCUUCUUUUAAGCCAUCUGCUUUUGGGUUUGAUCCUCUAGUUUUGAGUCAAAAAACUGCACAGAGUUUCUCACCCCAAACUCAGUCACACUGUGUGUUCCUUCUGUCUCUCUUCCCAAGAAACAUUAGUCUGGAUUGGAGAAAAUCCAUUUAUCAUUGGGCACUACAAAGUCCCCAUGAAGUAAUUCGGGCUACUUGCGUUAAAGGAUUCUCUCUCCUGCUUCAUCCGCCAAGUGUGCAGUCCUGCAGUAUGAUUCCCAAAGCUCUUUUAAAUCAAAUCAAAGAUGAGUCUGAGCUAGUCAAGGAGGCUUGUGCUGCUAUAGUUGGGAAAUUAUCUUGCUGUCUUUCUGGUACCUUCAGUGUACGACCUUCCUUAGCAGACUCUGCUAUUAAGCAUGUUACUUAUGAUAUUUUGUGUAGCAGCCUUACUGUGAGUUCUGCUCAUGAAAAAACUUGUUCCGUGCAAGCCUGUGUUUUCAAGCCAUUUCUUAUUCUCCUCGAGAACAAAGUAUCCAGUUCAGUAAAGCUAGCAUUUAUAGAAAAUAUACCUCAUCUUUGCAAACAUCUGGAUUUUAGCACUGAUGAGUCCAGUGUGAAGAUUCUUAUUGGGUCUUUAUUAAACCUAAUGGAAGAUCCAGACAAAGAUGUAAGAGUGGCUUUCAGUGAUUGCAUAAAGAACAUACUAGAAUCCUUAGACUCUGAAGAAGGAUUCAUAAAAGAGCUAUUUGUUUCAAGAAUGAAAGAAGCUUAUACAAAUGCCAAAAUAUCAAGAAAUAAUGAGCUUAAAGAUACCUUGAUUCUCACAACAGGAGAUAUUGGAAGGGCAUCAAAAGGAGAUUUGGUACCGUUUGCCCUCUUGCAUUUGUUACACUGUUUGUUGUCCAAGUCAGCUUCUGUGGCUGGAGCAGCAUACACAGAAAUUCGAUCCCUGGCGGCAGCUAAGUCCAUAAAACUGCAAGCUUUUUUCAGUCAGUACAAGAAACCUAUCUGUCAGUUUCUAGUGGAAUCCCUGCACUCCAGCCAGAUGGCAGUAUUGAGUGCUCCAUGCCAGGGUAUUGCUGUUGUUUGUUAUAAUAUAGAAUAUUUUGGGAUUGCUGCAAAUGGGAGCUCAAAUACAGAGGAACAUAUUUAUCAAAGAGUUACAGUGAUGGCUACAGUGCUAAUUCAACGGACCCUACAAGUUUUGCUUCCUGACCUUGCAGCCAAGGCUAGUCCUGCAGCCUCCACACUUAUUCGAACCAUAGCAAAACAGCUGAAUGUAAACCGAAGAGAGAUUUUAAUUAAUAACUUCAAAUACAUCUUCUCUCAUUUGGUCUGUUCGUGCUCCAAGGAUGAGCUUGAGCGGGCACUUCACUACCUCAAGAACGAGACCGAGAUAGAACUGGGCAGCUUGCUGAGACAGGACUACCAGGGACUGCAUAAUGAAUUAUUGCUGCGUAUAGGAGAACACUAUCAACAAGUCUUCAAUGGUUUGUCAAUAUUGGCUUCAUUUGCAUCUAAUGAUGAUCCCUAUCAGGGACCUAGAGAAAUAACAUCACCUGAACAAAUGGCUGAUUAUCUGCAACCUAAAUUGCUUGGUAUCUUGGCUUUUUUUAAUAUGCAGUUACUGAGUUCCAGUGUUGGCAUUGAGGAUAAAAAAAUGGCUUUAAAUAGUCUUAUGUCUUUAAUGAAGCUCAUGGGUCCCAAACAUAUCAGUUCAGUAAGAGUGAAGAUGAUGACUACACUGAGAACAGCGCUAAGAUACAAGGAUGAUUUUCCAGAACUGUGUUGCAGAGCCUGGGAUUGUUUUGUUCGAAGUCUGGACCAUUCAUACCUCGGCUCCUUGCUUAGUCAUGUGAUAGUAGCAUUAUUGCCCCUUAUACAUAUCCAACCAAAGGAAACUACAGCAGUAUUUUACUUUCUCAUAGUUGAGAACAGGGAUGCAGUACGAGACUUCUUACAUGAAAUAUAUUUUCUGCCUGACCUUCCAGAGCUAAAAGAAAUUCAAGUCGUCCUUCAGGAAUACAGAAAGGAAUCCUCCAAAAGCACUGACUUGCAGACAACACUGCAGCUGUCUAUGAGAGCUAUUCAGCAUGAGAAUGUGGAUGUUCGUAUUCAUGCACUUACCAGCCUGAAAGAAACAUUAUAUAGAAAUCAGGAAAAAUUGAUAAAGUAUGUAACAGACAGUGAAACUGUGGAGCCAGUCAUCUCCCAGUUGGUAACUGUACUUCUAAUCGGCUGCCAGGAUGCAAAUUCUCAAGCCCGACUACUUUGUGGAGAAUGUUUAGGUGAACUGGGAGCCAUAGAUCCUGGUAGGCUUGAUUUUUCAACAAGUGAAACUCAAGGAAAACAUUUUACAUUUGUGGCUGGUGUGGAGGAUCCGAAUUUUGCCUAUGGAUUAUUAAUGGAACUGACCAGAGCAUUCCUUGCUUAUGCUGAUAAUGUUCGUGCUCAGGAUUCUGCAGCAUAUGCGAUUCAGGAGUUAUUGUCUAUCUAUGACUGUAGAGAGACAAACACUGACUGCCCAGGCUCCAGGCUUUGGAGGAGGUUUCCUGAGCAUGUGCAGGAGAUCUUGGAACCUCACUUAAAUACAAGGUACAAGAGUUAUCAAAAGGCUGUAAAUUGGUCUAAGAUGAAGAAGCCAAUUUACUUAAGCAAAUUAGGUGAUAAUUUUGCAGAAUGGUCAGCGACUUGGGCAGGUUAUCUUAUAACAAAGGUGCGGCAUGAUCUUGCCAGAAAAGUUUUCAAUUGCUGCAGUAUUAUGAUGAAGAAUGACUAUAAAGUUACAAUUUAUCUGCUUCCGCACAUCCUUGUCUAUGUUUUGUUGGGAUGCAGUCAAGAAGAUCAACAAGAGGUUUAUGUGGAAAUCAUGGCUGUUCUGAAACAUGAUGACCAGUCUACCAGGAGACUUGAAGACAGUGCAUCUGAUCUAAGUCAGCUGAGCACACAGACAGUGUUCUCCAUGCUUGAUCAUCUAACUCAGUGGGCUAGACAUAAGUUUCAAAUACUUAUUGCUGAGAAAAAUACUGGCAAGUCUAGCAAAGACAGAGGUGAUCUAAAAACAUCAAGUGAGGACUAUGGAGAAUACCAAAAUGUGACACGUUUUCUAGACCUCAUACCUCAGGAUACACUAGCUGUGGCUUCCUUUCGCUCUAAGGCUUACACAAGGGCUGUGAUGCACUUUGAAUCAUUCAUCACAGAGAAGAAACAAAAUAUUCAGGAGCAUCUUGGAUUUCUUCAGAAAUUGUAUGCUGCUAUGCAUGAACCAGAUGGAGUAGCUGGGGUGAGUGCAAUUCGGAAAGCAGAACCAUCUCUCAAAGAACAAAUCCUUGAACAUGAAAGUAUUGGUUUGUUAAGAGAUGCAACAGCCUGUUAUGAUAGGGCUAUCCAACUGGAACCUGAUCAGAUUAUUCAUUAUCAUGGUGUAGUGAAGUCCAUGUUAGGCCUUGGUCAGUUAUCUACUGUAAUUACUCAGGUCAAUGGAGUGCUUGCAAACAGGUCUGAAUGGAUUUCUGAAUUGAAUACUUACAGAGUAGAAGCAGCCUGGAAACUGUCACAGUGGGAUUUACUGGAAAAUUAUUUGGCUUCAGAUGUGAAGUCCACUACUUGGAGCGUCAGACUAGGACAUUUAUUAUUAUCAGCCAAGAAGAAAAAUGAAGGAGCUUUUUAUGACACACUCAAGGUUGUUCGAGCAGAGCAGAUUGUACCUCUUUCAGCAGCAAGCUUUGAAAGAGGAUCCUAUCAGCGAGGAUACGAACACAUUAUCAGGUUACAUAUGCUGUGUGAGUUGGAACAUAGUAUUGGACCAAUGUUUCAGCAACCAGAUGGUGACUACAGUAGAGAUUCCUUGAAUUGGUGUGCUCGUAUUGAAAUGACCCAAAACUCUUACAGAGCAAAAGAACCCAUUUUAGCACUGAGAAGGGCUUUGCUUAGUCUCAGUAAAAGCCAGGAUUACAGUGAGCUUGUUGGUCAGUGUUGGCUCCAGAGUGCUAGAGUUGCAAGAAAAGCUGGUCAUCACCAGACUGCCUAUAAUGCUCUUCUGAAUGCUGGGGAAUCUACGCUCUCAGAACUUUAUAUAGAAAGAGCAAAGUGGCUCUGGUCCAAGGGUGAGGUUCAUCAAGCACUCAUUGUUCUCCAGAAGGGGGUUGAGUUAUGUUUCCCUGAAAAUAAAGCACCAUGCAGUAGCAAAAAUCAGCUCAUCCAUGGUCGGGCAAUGCUGCUAGUAGGCAGGUUUAUGGAAGAAACUGCUAACUUUGAAAGCAAUGCAGUUAUGAAAAAAUACAAGGAUGUUACGAUUUUCUUGCCAGAAUGGGAAGAUGGACAUUUUUAUCUUGCUAAAUACUAUGAUAAAUUAAUGCCAAUGGUAACUGACAACAAGAUGGAAAAACAAGGAGAUCUGAUUAGAUACAUAGUUCAUCAUUUUGGGAGAUCUCUACAAUAUGGAAACCAAUUCAUCUAUCAGUCAAUGCCAAGAAUGCUAUCUUUAUGGCUGGACUUUGGAGCGAAAGCAUAUGAAUGUGAUAAAGCUAGUCGUUCAGAACGUGUUCAAAUGAAAAACGAUUUGGCUAAAAUAAAUAAGGUGAUUACAGAGCACACAAAUCACCUGGCACCUUACCAGUUUCUGACAGCUUUUUCUCAGCUAAUCUCCCGAAUCUGCCAUUCUCAUGAUGAAGUCUUUGCAGUUCUGAUGGUGAUUGUUGCUAAAGUGUUUUUAGCCUAUCCACAGCAAGCAAUGUGGAUGAUGACUGCUGUGUCCAAGUCCUCUUAUCCUAUGCGUGUCAAUAGAUGUAAGGAAAUUCUAAACAAAGCUAUUCACAUGAAGGAAUCUUUAGGAAAAUUUAUUGGAGAUGCAACACGCCUUACGGAUAAGCUAUUAGAACUAUGCAACAAACCGGUUGAUGGAAACAGUUCAACAUUAAGCAUGAAUAUUCAUUUCAAAACACUUAAGAGAUUAGUAGAAGAGUGCACAUUUAGUGAAAUUCUCAUUCCCUUACAAUCUGUAAUGAUACCAACUCUUCCUUCAAUUCCUGGUACACAUGCUAACCAUGACCCUUUUCCUGGAUGCUGGGCCUACAUUGCAGGCUUUGAUGAUACGGUGGAAAUUCUUGCCUCACUUCAAAAGCCAAAAAAGAUCACCUUGAAAGGUUCAGAUGGGAAAUCUUACAUUAUGAUGUGUAAGCCAAAAGAUGAUCUAAGAAAAGACUGUCGGCUCAUGGAAUUCAACUCGCUUAUUAAUAAGUGCUUAAGAAAAGAUGCAGAGUCACGUAGGCGAGAACUCCAUAUUCGAACCUACGCAGUUAUUCCAUUAAAUGAUGAAUGUGGUAUAAUUGAAUGGGUGAACAAUACUGCUGGCUUAAGAAAUAUCCUGAUAAAACUUUAUAAGGAGAAAGGUAUCUAUAUGACUGGAAAAGAAUUGCGUCAGCAUAUGCUUCCAAAGUCAGCACCUUUGUCUGAAAAGCUGAAAAUGUUCAAAGAAGUCCUUCUACCUCGUCAUCCUCCUCUCUUUCAUGAAUGGUUUCUUAGAACAUUUCCUGAUCCUACUUCAUGGUACAAUAGUAGGUCAGCCUAUUGUCGUUCUGUUGCAGUUAUGUCAAUGGUGGGUUACAUACUUGGUCUAGGAGACCGUCAUGGUGAAAACAUCCUGUUUGAUUCUUUGACUGGUGAAUGUGUGCAUGUGGAUUUCAACUGCCUUUUCAAUAAGGGAGAAACUUUUGAAGUUCCGGAAAUCGUUCCUUUUCGUCUCACUCACAACAUGGUUAAUGGAAUGGGUCCAAUGGGAACAGAAGGUCUCUUCCGAAGAGCUUGUGAAGUCACAAUGAGGCUUAUGCGUGAUCAAAGGGAGCCUCUAAUGAGUGUCUUAAAGACUUUUCUCCAUGAUCCUCUUGUGGAAUGGAGUAAACCUGUUAAAGGGAAUACAAAAGCACAGGUGAACGAAACUGGAGAAGUUGUCAAUGAAAAGGCCAAAACCCACGUCCUUGAUAUAGAACAACGACUGCAAGGUGUCAUUAAGACUAGAAACAGAAUAAAAGGAUUACCCUUAUCUAUUGAAGGACAUGUUCAUUACCUUAUUCAAGAAGCAAGUGAUGACAACCUGCUCUGCCAGAUGUAUAUGGGCUGGGCUCCAUAUAUGUGAAAUUGUUCACUUUGGAACAACACCAUUCACAAGUGAUGUAGCUGUAAUAUUCUUGAGAAGGUAUUAACCAAAGAUAACUGGUUACUUCUGUUGAUUUCUGAUUGUAAGCAGCAGAACAGUGUUAUGUUCAAUCAAAAUCUAUGUAAAAUAUACCAAAACGCAAGUAUGUUACGAAUAUACUUGCAGAUGUGUAAGGUGUUAUGACUUAGGUUUUGUAUACAUAUAGAAGGCAGUACAUAGAAACUGCUUAAAAAUUAGACUGCGCAAGACUCUGCAAGUUUCUUACUCUGACUAUAUGAAAAAUUUUCACAGUGUUGACAGAAUGCACUCUAACUACUGUAUAUAUUUGUAAAGAUUUUUCUCAUUCAGCUUGUAGAUUAGA